AUGGAUUAUCCGAAACUGCCUCCUUUCCAGGGCCAGGGCCCAAUAAAGCCCAUAAGCUGUGUUGAAAUGCACACCGCAGGCGAACCGACCCGAAUUCUUUGGACUGGAUUCCCAGAAUUGACCGGCACCCUACUCGAACAACGAGACCAAGCCAAGUCAAAAGGCGAUGAAUUUCGACGUCUCCUCAUGCUAGAACCCCGCGGACAUUUUGAUAUGUAUGGAGCCAUCCUUUGCCUGGAAACAGAACUUGUAGCUACAGGUUCAGCCGACAUCGGCGUCUUGUUCAUGCAUAACGAGGGCUUUUCAACUAUGUGUGGCCAUGCGACCAUUGCGCUAGGACGCUUCCUAGUUGACGUUGAUGAGAAUGUCUUCCCUCGACGACAUCAAUUGAAAUACGAUAGCAUAUCGGGUACUACUCAGCUCAAUCUCCAUGUACCUUGUGGCUUUGUCAGAGUUACUGUUCCUACUUUGCCAACAGGCAAAUCUGAUCCUUCACGACCGGUUUCAUUUAUUUUCGGUUCCGUCGUUCAAAACUGCCAUCUCUUUACAAGUUCCGUUACCUGA
Penicillium malachiteum is the source of this 564-nucleotide messenger RNA. Its product is annotated as Proline racemase. Gene Ontology annotation, molecular function: hydro-lyase activity. Lineage: Eukaryota; Fungi; Ascomycota; Eurotiomycetes; Eurotiales; Aspergillaceae. The record is from RefSeq and is a predicted model, not a curated record. The transcript has a single exon. The coding region runs from base 1 to 564 and encodes 187 amino acids.